UUUUUUAACACGUCUUGAUUUUUGAACGGAGAUUUUGGCUGCAGUAGGUCACAGCAACAUAAUAGUUUUUAGUCCCAUCUGAGUCGGAUCCAAGCAUACGAACAGCAAGUCGGUUUUGAAAAGGGAAUAUUAAGUGCAACAAUAAAACACUUCUACUUCAACUUCUCGCACUGUUGUAACUAACAGUUGUAUUAAAGAACGCUAGCAAAUAAUUACGAGCCUUCUACUCCAUCUUCAUCAGCUCAACAAAGACUGAUCGUGUAAUUCGCUAUCUCUCCUUGAAAUCAUUCCAGGUUUUGGCUAUCCAACGUUUUGAUAACAACAAAGACAACCUACGUUUUUGAAUUCGGUUUCGUUUUUUGGCCCUUCUACUCCAUCUUCAUUACCCUAGCAAAUAAUUACGAACCUUCUACUCCCACAUUAUCAUCUCAACACAGUAAUUUCCACACCUACAACACCAGCACAACAUAGAUCCACAUCCUCCAUAUAUUUAUUGAUCCAAGAAGUCUGCUGGUUUAUCUAGUGGACCCACACCUAACCUAACCUAAAACGUCUUAUAAUCUUCAUCUACAUCCCAGAAAAGAAUGAAGCUUUCUUGUGGUCGAGGCCUUUCGCUUCUCCUGUUGGCCUCUGGGGCCACAGGAUGUGAAGGAGUGGCUUUACGUACCCAUGGGGCUUCUAAAGACCAGCAACAUGAUAUUGAAAGAGGAGACGUUAGAGGCUGGCCCUCGACGACGGAGACGGAAAAGUCUACUCGUCGACCUAAUCAUGUCUAUUCGAAACCAGGUGGUCGUUAUGGUCCAAUCACAGCGCUGCUCACUGCCUUGACAUUGGGUCAAGCUGUCCAGGCCGACGAUUCGGGGUACUUCUCUGAUUUCCAGGAGAAGUAUGGAGAACAAAAAGAUGGGACAACUGGGAAAUUUCCGAAAACUACAGCGGUUCUUGGACCUUCUGAAGGAAGAAAUGGGAGUACGCCGGACCACGUUGAUCCUGGCAGUACUGUGGAUCUCAGCAACGUUCCUUGGAUCUCUCAGUUUCGUGAACUUCUUAAGGAAGGAUCUUCUCACGAGAUCGAGGAGGAUCAUCAAGAGGGAGAUGAGGACCACGACCAGUUUAGUAACGACGACAUUGCUGAUCUUUUUUCUGGUUCCUCCUUGGCUGCUGUGUGCGAUAAGCGCAGACCUGAUCACGACUACCCAGAGGUCCGAAGAGUCUGCACGAACUUUGAUGAAGGUAAGUACGUCUUACCCAGAAGUGGAAGUAGUUGUUGUUGUUCUUCUUCUUCUUCUUCUUCUUCUUCUUCUUGUAUAUAACAGCGUUGAUGACGACGUACGCCUAUCAUGCCUACGUUUCCCUGAAAAAUUCGUACAGGAGUGCAUAGAUCGCUACGUCAAAUAUGCUGUAAAUCACUCAGUCUUUUGAAGAUCCAUAACCUAACCUAACCAAGUUCUUCAUGAAAACCGAAACCAUGAAAAGGUUCCAAGUUAGACAAGAGCAUCGUUUAGUCUACGUGCUAGUGCUAUCGCUCGUGAUAGACUAGUAGAUGGGAACAUUACACAAGUGAGUCAAUUUAAAUCCGCCUACUUCAAAUGUUCAGGCCGCAACGCCGAGACUGACCCCUUGCUCGGUCGAGGCCAAUGCUCAUUCGGUGGCUAUUUGCGUGCGAUCCUGAGCAAUUCCGAGAGCUUCCGAGUCGUGAAGAAUAGCGAAGGCAUCUUCGGCAACAUCUUUGAUGACGGAGAGGCAGGAGCAAUGGAAGAAGGCAGAAACGACGUGAUGCAGGAACUCUCCAUGCGUCCGCUUGUGGGUGAAGCAUUUGGUGGCGUGAACGCCAAGUGUCAGAAUCGCAUCAUGCAAUCGGGUGGACCCACCAGCCAAGUGUUUUUCAACGCAGAUGAGCAGCGAGACUCUUUCAAAAAAUUGCCUAGUGCUGUGAAGGACAAGAUUGCGGACAUGAUUUCCGAGAAGAAAUACUUUGCGGUCUUGCCCGACAACCUUCUCACUGACCAGCAAUUGAAGCUUUUGCGUGAACGAGGCCUGAAUUGGCCUUUGUGGUCGGAUGUCUUUCGCACUACAGAGACAGUGGACGGACCGGAUGGAAAAGAAGCCGUUAACAUGGUAACGAGCACAGACCAAGUCACGCUCACAGUCCGCUUUCCGAAACAGAUGUUUACCCCAAAGUUCAUGGAUACCGUACGACGCGUAGACCUAUUGCCCAACGAUCAGAAAAACCCCUACGGCUCUGACCCGUCGGGGGAAGAUCUGCGAACUUUACUACGCAACGCUAGCGCAGAAACACCUGAUCAACCCAUGAUCCGCAAUGCCGAUGACUUGUUGCGAAAACACGCUCCAUCGGUUCCGGUCCACUGCAAUCAAAACACCGGUUGCUUCAUCGCUUCGCAGGGCGUGGGUCCGUCGCGUGUCGAAGGUGGAGUCGCGUCGAACUAUGAAUUACGGCUUCAACAUUCUCCUAAAAUCGUCCAUCUUCUCCAGAAGCGUCUUAGCAGGCCUGUUCUUGUUCCAUAAUUAGGGGGGUGGAAACACAAACAGCCUCAAGAUGAAUUUGAAUCUCAGGCUCCUAAUUCAUUCUCCUCUCAGGAAGAUGGAUUAGGCUGACUGCUGUCUCUAAAUAAAGCUGACGAUAGUCGGACCGGUGGUGGAUGGCAGAAGGGGAAUUUGCCUGGAGAGUCUUCCUCUGCAGAGGAAGUGGAAUAUAUUUGGGGAGGUAUCUCUGGUCGUGCCCACGGCAGCGCACCGGUUUCCCCCGACGAAGUGUUGGACUUACUGGGGAAUGUUCGUGUCGUUAAGGUUACUGGGAUUUAUUAUAAAUCUUCCAUUUAUUUCAGAAGCAUCUUGGUCCCGUUUUUAAAAUAAUAAAUCGGGGUAUCAUGAUGUGGCCCCCCAAGAUGUAGUUUGCUGCCGAAGAAUGGACACUUUCCUUAGAAGUUCUAAUGUCGCAAAGGAAAAUCUCAUAGAGCAAUACCUGGCUCCCGCAGCUAUGAUCAGUAGCACGUUUCAAGACUGGGCCAGUUCGAACGUGGACACUGAAGACGGAAAGAAGCGUCGGGAGGCAUUGAGACCCUAUUUUAGUCUGUAUGCACCAGCUGCUGGCACAAGAACUUCAGAAGGAACAUCAAGUGUCAACACAGGUGAAGAUGCUCCUGACCAGUUCUUGUUGGAAAAGAACUCGUUGCAUACAGUGAGUAGCGACAGCGUCAUGAAGUUGUUGCAGCAUUGGAUGCAGACGAGCACUUUUCACGGUCCGAUCACAGCAAUGCUGGACAAGGUGCAAGAAGAAGGAAAGCUUGGUGCAGAACGAGUGGAACUCUUCAAAAAGUAUAUGCAAAUGGAUGGCAAGAAAGAGAUGGCUGAAGACGCACAAGAGAGUGAAAGGGGGUUCCUUCGCGGAUCUUCAGCUUCUGCAAAAGAGGACGUCGAAGCCGUUCAUCUACCAGGUUGGUCUCUUCAUAAAAGUAGUGAUCCGCUCGCCAAGGCUGAAAAUUGGGCGGAACUUUGGAAUGUGUUUCUCGAUAGUGGCUUCAUCCAGAACACUCCGCGUCCGUUCGUUCCUCAAAUUUCUUCUCGUUUGCUAGAGCCCAACGCCGAUGAGCAAAGCGUUAACGAUGGCACACCCCUAGAAGCCGUUCCGAACUUCAAAUUCGAAAUCAUCGGAAAGGUCGACUUCAGCGUGGGCACCGGGUCUUAUAACCAAAACCCUAGGCCCUUCAACGUUCUCGAGUCGACGGGUAACAAGGUAGGAGAGUACGAUCCGCCGUCGAUGCAUAAGGGGUUGGCACAGGAUAUCGAUGUGAUGUGGACGCACCCGAUCACGCAAAACCUGGGAGCCCAAUUUUUUCCGCAGUGGAUGCCCUUCCAGGUCCUCUUUGGGUACAUGCAAGUACCGAAUGCGACGCAAGACUGGAAUAAUACACCGGUAGUACUAUCAUACGGAGUUCAUGUUAGAAAUUUUGUUUUCAAUUUUGAUUGAGGAGGAUCUGGUGUAGCCAACUCGCAAAAUAGCCAACGAGUAUUUUCAAUUUUGAUUUUCUAACUUCUUGUUGUAGAUACCGAGUUCAUGGAGAGCUUGAGUCCUGGGUAAGAAAGUAGCAUUUUAAUUUUAAAUAGUAUUAGUAUGUGCUAGUUCCUUCGUCUAAAACAAUACGUAACUUAGUGUUAGUUAAGUUCGCUGGUAUUCUUGUUACACACCGUCGAAUCCAUUCAUCAGUAUUUCUAUAUAAAAUCAGCCACUGAGAAGAUGAAACCUUAGCCGUAUAUUACUAGCCAAAAAACUUCUUCUAGUACAUAAAUGACAAAUGCAAAUCUUCAACAACACCAGAUCUACUUCUGCCACCAAAUGAAUAUCAACUACAACAGUCUUUGCAGCAGCCUGGCGCUUGGCCUACGACGGAAGGGGAGUCGCAGUUUGACAUCCAGACCGAGGAGAAGAAGGGCAGACUCGUGGUAGCUCACCUCUGCAGUUUAGGUGGCGAUAUGAACAUCAUCGAUGCUCGCGCUUACGGGAUUGCUUUACCAUCAUUUUGGACCGAUCCAGAAACGGUGAGCCAAUCUUUGUGGAACGACAUCUUGCAGGCUAAAGACCCUAAGACCGGAACCGACUACGUCAUUGGGUCUCACGAUCAUAAGAUGGCUUUGUACGAAGGUUUUAUCGGCAAAUUCAGCGACUUUGCUGGUCCUACCAAAGGAGCGCCGAUGUUUGAGGCUAUGCGAAACUCACUAUCUGAGGCACAAAGGAAUGGAAUCCAUGAAAUUUUUCUGCCUGGACACAGUCUCGGAGCAGCCCAAGCCUUAUACACAGGAGUCUAUCUAGCAACCCGCACACCAAAAGCGUUCACAAAAUUGACGGGGAUUGUUAAGGCCCAUGAUAAGUCGAUUACUAGACUAGUUUUAGAUUCGAGUACAACUAUACAUACUACUAGAUAUUUGUACCCAUGAUAAGUCAUCUAAGUACUAGAUAUGAUAUUAGUUUGAGACUCCAGUUGUACUCCUUCGUAGAGUAGUCUAUGCCUCAAUGAUGUUGUUCCUUUUUGUGCUUUGAAGAUUCUGAGACCACUCUGACUCGUUUUAUUUUUACGACGAACAGUGUAUUGGAAAAUAUUCGUACAUUUUUUUGAUGUAAAAGAAUUUCUCGUCCUGGUGACGUUGAGGCAACCACAACUAUCACUUCUUGUAAAACGAAGGAAGAUAAGUCAUAUACUCCUCUUGUUUGUUGUAAAAAGAAUAUAACUGCUUUGGUCUUCCUCGGUCCAUCUCUUCGUAUAUUACUCCUCUUGUUGAUGUAACAAGCCUAACAAGCGCUAAUAUUGAGUGCCUCGAUGGGAAAUUACCGAAGAUAAUUGUCUCCGUCGCUGGGUUACCCCACACAGGAAACGUGGAAUGGAAUCGCUUGGUGAUGAACUUGAUGAAGCACGAGAGCGUGAAUAUGCAGGUCCUCGUGGCGGAGAAUCAUCGGGACAAGAUCGCGAAUGGCGCUGCCUUUCUAGGCGCCGUGAUGGACGAAAUCGAGGAGAAUGCACGUCUGGCGUAUGUCUACUACCCACUUAUACUCUCCGCGGCUUCCCAAUUCUUGCAGUUCCUCUUGAUCCUUGCACUCGGAUUGCAAAAGCGUCGCACACCUCUGCUUGAUGCACUUCUGAAACGCGUGUGGUGCGGACGGUCACUUUCAACUGCGGGUCAAAGAAGUACUCACGUCCACUGCGGGUCUGGUGCAGGACCUGCUGCAGCAGCUGCUCCAACCACCGAUGCUUGUGCAGAAGGCGGUCUUGGAUUUGGUGCUGAUGUCCCAGGUGCGCCUGAAGGCACUAUUAAUGGACCUGAAGAAGGCAGAACUGCUCCUGAAAGAGAUGCAAGAACUGAUGGAGGUGAUGAUUGUGAGCUAUGGGGAGUGAUGGAGGACGCUUUUGACCAAGCGGUGCUGGAUAAGCUAUGCCGUUCCAGGUCGGCUAAAGCCAAUGCUAAAUACUGGCUUCGAUACUUGAUCAACGUGCGGCUGACUUAUCCUCUGGCACCUUUCGCUGGGCUCAAAGCGUUGCUUGAGCAUUAUGGUUGUUCCUCACGAAGAUGUGGUCCUCAUCUCUGCAGGAGGAGUGCUUUAUCUGCUUGUCGUCGUUGUGGAACAAGGUGCGCUCAGUCACAAUCCUGUUGUUCUUGUGCGUGUCGUGGUCUGUCCAAGGGCGUGAAGAAAGUUUUAGGAACCAUCCUCGCACCUCCGAACAACAAAGACCGAUGGUUGUUUGCGUCCUUGCUUGAACGGUAUACGUAUGCUACUCUCGCUGGUGCCGCAGCGCUGCCGUUGUUAGGAUCCAUUCCAGCGAAGAUUGGCCUUGGGUUAACUGCAGCAGCUGCUGGCCCUGCAGCUCGGUACCAAGUCGCCAGGCUUCUAAAAUCUCUCAUCAGGAGGGAGAGAAGUGGCACCGUGGCCCGUGCGUUUACCGCUCUUGAGGAUCUUUUGGACAGAGCAUCGAAGAAAACAGGCACGAGGAGCACGAAGAAAGGCACCGGCGAAGCAGAGAACGGUGACGACGAGGACACACGCCAAGGAGAUGGUAAUAUACCUGCGGAGAGCAGCGUGAACGGCAACGGGAACAAUGAGGAUACACGACCUGCGGAGAGCAACGACGACAGUUUGGCAGUAGAUUUGCUGCGCAUCGCGUUUGAAUUCGGAGAUACAAUUGACUCGGUGACUUACAAGCGCACCUCAACACUGCUUGGAUCUCGUACUUGGUUCCUCUUCUGGGGUCUCGUCAGCCUAUUCCACAAAGAAAUUUGGGAGUUGAAGACGUUGCCCGAUACGUAUCGUGCGGAUCUGCAUGCCGAAAUGGCCUUCGGCACUCCUGAAGAACGCGCUGCCGCCUUACAUGCUUGGGUCACCAAGGAUUUCGCAGUCGCUCAGACUACUGGCAUGGGCCUCUUCUAUGACGCGCCGGAAGCGGGCUUUCGAACCAUUGAUCCCAGACAGGUAGUAGAAUCGCCCUCCUCGUUACACGAACUGAUUCAGUUUCUCCUCAGGUGCUUCUGGGACCACUCAGCUUUUAGCUAUCGGGAAUCAAUGAAGGCUCUCAACGCCUUGAUGCAACAGACGCUGGACGAGCAGCAACCACAAGAAACAACGUUAAGACUGUCUUCCGGAAGAUAGAUAGAUAGAUAGAUAGAUAGAUAGAUAGAGAGAUAGAUAGAUAGAUAGAUAGAUAGAUGUACCCACUCAUGGGGUAUAAGGGGGGAAAUCAAUCUCCCAUUUACAGACUUAUUUGAGAAGCAUCUUCUUGUAGAACAAACCCGGGGUGUUGUAAGGGGGAAAGGAAACCAAGAUGCUCUAUGUAUAAUUUCAAAAUGGGAGAUUCCCGGAAGUAGCUCUAAACAAGAUUACAACCUUAGAUGUGGAAAAUACCACAAAGGUAGCCAAAGAAUACGUGGUGCGUGAAGUUCUAGGGGUUGGAGAAGCCGUUGAGGAGGCUGAACAACUUCUAGCUGUUGAAGCGGAAGCGGAAGGUGAAGCAGCAUCUCCUGGUGGAGGAGGUAAUCUAACUGUGGAAAAAUUUGGUGACAUAAUGAGGAAGAUUGAGCAGGACCCGGAAAAAAGGGCAAAACUGAACGAAAUAAUGCAGCAAGCAGAUGAUAGAGAUGAAGCAUCUGAAGAACGUGAGGGAGAAGACGGGGAAGAUGAAGACGAUAAGGAAGUCGAGCUUACCGUGGAAGAAAAAAAGAAAAUUUUCGACGAAAACUACGAGAGACUGAAGCAAGAUCCUAAGUUCAAUAACUUUUUAUCAAUGUAGGAAGGUAAUUAUAAAGAAUUUCUACUAGUAGAAGAAGAUCAACGUAAACUAAAAGUGGACCGAGAAGAACCUCAUGAAUGCUUCAUGAUGACCUUCUUUGAAUAGAGGAGCUGAAUAGAGGGGCUAGCGAAUCAAUCCAUAGUAGAGUAAGUAAUUGCUUCAUUUUUAGUACUGUCGAAGCAUUUCGUUCUGAUGACAGUUGUAAGUUGAGGAAAAGCACCCCUGUACUAGAAUGCUUGAGUAGAAGAAUACGUCGCGGCGAGCAGCUGAUCGCUCUCGACCUCGAAAAGAUGCCGUUGGCGCAAAAGCUGCGAAAGCCACGCCGUCUACACUUGCGUCCUAGAUUGCAACAUAUGCCUUGCGCGUUUAAUCGAAUCCGACUGAUAAGAUUAUCGUUCGGCAUAGGAUUCCUCGCCCCCUAGGGAAGACGUUGCAUUCAAAAAAUUAAGGUACUUAAUACCGGGCCCUUUUUCGGAAGUGAAGUCUGGCAUUAAAAGUCCCGUCGACAGUUUCGAUUUUCGGAAUACUGAACUGGGCAUCAUGCCAUACCAUGAGCAGCUACUAUCAUGAGUCAGAGUUGUUAUAAUUUCUUAGAAGGAGAGGGCGGAACAAAAACCUUUUCUGAUGAUGUUACGAUCUCUCAACUUUGAGUAGCUAACUCUCAUGAU
Amoebophrya sp. A25 is the source of this 8458-nucleotide messenger RNA. The record is from the annotation of a GenBank genome assembly. NCBI's taxonomy places the organism in Eukaryota, Dinophyceae, Syndiniales, Amoebophryaceae.